UGUCCUACCAUCGCCAUCACCCUUCAAUUAUGCUGUUGCGUAAAUUAAGACAGAGAGGGCAGUGUGCGAGCAACAUAUUGUGCACGAUACUCUUAUUUUAAGUCAUCUCAUGAAUAUUGCACCUUGCCCCAAAUUUACAAUUGAUCUGACGACAGUACAGCAACAGUGAGCCAAUGGAAAUCCAAGUUCCACUAGUUGAAACACUAGUUAGGAUGGCAACACAUCUCCAAAGACGGAUUUACGGGAACCUCUUGCCAAAAGAAUAAUAAUAAUAAAAAAAAAAAUAAUAAUAAAAAAAUAAAAAUAAAAAAAAUAAAUAAUAACAAUUGAAAACAGACACUGCAUUGGAGAAACCAGAUAUCAGCGAAGAAAUCACAUGUACAUCCGGCAAUAUACAACGCGAUACCAGCCGUACCAUCUCAAGCGUCUUGGGGAUGCGUACUUUGCGCGUCCGUUUCUGAGCAUUAAGGAUAGACUGCCUUGCUUGUGGAUACAUUUUGUUUAAAAUGGACAUUGCACUGAUUGGAUUUUGCCGAGGAAUGGCAAUGCACAGCAAGAAAAAUUCCUAAACUUGCGUUUUUCCUCUUUUCAUCCUACUGACCGUCACGUUUCCAGGGGAGAGUUUGUGAUACCCAAGCUGAUCACGAAACACUUCACGGAUUAUUAUACAGUCGAGCUAAAGAGGGACCGGUGUCUUCAAGGUUAUGGAUUGGCCGUGCUCAUGAUGUUUUCGAAUUUACCACGUUUAAGCGGAUGACACCCCAAACUACAUCUGCACUACCGUGAGCUGGGUCAUUCCUGCACAAGAAAAUGCAUAUCUGGAUACUGAAAAUAUUAUUGCUGGUUGCCACAUCUCUGAGUCUGGUUGAGAUGUAUGACAAUUAUGGAGAGAUUUGUAAGAAUCUGUGCACUUGCGAGGAGAAGGAUGGCAUUCUGACGGUCAGUUGUGAGAACAGGGGCAUUGUGAGACUGUCGGAAAUAAGCCCAGUGCAUUUUUCUAUGUACCAUCUUUUGCUGACAGGUAAUUUGCUGAAAAAAAUAUCUAUCAAUGACUUCAUCAACUAUACAGGAGUUACCAUUUUGCAUUUAGGUAAUAAUGACUUAUCUGAGGUGGAGACCGGGGCAUUCAAUGGACUCCAGGGAUUAAAGAGAUUACAUCUGAACAAUAACAAAAUAGACAUUCUUAGGGAUGACACUUUCGUCGGACUUGAGAGCCUAGAAUACCUUCAGAUAGACUAUAAUUUUAUUAGCAUUAUUGAACCUAAUGCUUUGAGCAGGCUUCAUCAACUGACUGUGCUGAUUCUCAAUGACAACUUGUUGUCCUCUCUGCCCACAAACAUUUUCCGAAAUGUGCCCUUGACACACCUGGAUCUUAGGGGCAACCGCUUAAAAAUGUUCCCUUACAUUGGCCUUUUGGAGCAUAUGGAUAAAGUAGUGGAAUUACAGCUUGAGGAAAAUCCUUGGAAUUGUUCUUGUGAGCUCAUUGCGCUUAAGGCUUGGCUGGAGAGCAUCGCCUACACAGCUCUGGUGGGGGAGGUGGUUUGUGAGACUCCUUUCAGGCUCCAUGGCAGGGAUCUGGACGAGGUCUCAAAGCAGGAACUGUGUCCCAGAAGGGCCAUAUCAGAGUAUGAGAUGCGCCCUCCACCCCCACUCAGCACCAGCAGCUAUUUCCAGACCACGCCGGUGGCUGUGACAGCAUCAGCCACGUCUUCAGCUGUCCUGCGAUCCUCAUCUAGGCCAACCAAGGGCACUCGCCAAUCCAGCAAAACCAAGUUGAAGCCCACUUCUCGAAUCCCAGCAAACCCCUACAACUACGGGCCCAUCAUUGGUUUUCAGACCAAAUCUCCCGUGCCUUUGGACUGCCCAACCACCUGUACAUGCAAUUUGCAAAUCUCUGACCUGGGGCUAAAUGUCAACUGCCAGGAAAGGAAGAUUGAAAACAUAUCAGAUCUGAAGCCCAAGCCAUACAAUCCUAAAAAGAUGUACCUCACAGGCAAUUACAUCCCUGUCGUACGUAGAUCUGACUUUGUGGAGGCUGAGGGACUGGAUUUAUUGCACCUGGGAAACAAUCGGAUAGCACUCAUACACGACAGAGCCUUUGGGGAUUUAAUUAACCUACGUAGGCUGUAUUUGAAUGGCAAUUUAAUUGAGAGACUCACAGCAGAUAUGUUUUUUGGGCUAAAAAGUCUGCAGUACUUGUAUUUAGAAUAUAAUAAGAUUCGAGAGAUUGUAGGUGGCACCUUCCGCUUUGUGCCCAACCUUCAGCUACUUUUCCUCAAUAACAAUCUUUUAAAAACAUUGCCAGGAGGCAUCUUCUCUAGUCUGUCUCUCUCCCGCCUCAACCUUCGCAGCAACCACUUUCAAAACCUGCCUGUGAGUGGAGUUCUGGACCAGCUGAAAUCACUGGUUCAGAUUGACCUGUUCGAGAACCCUUGGGAUUGCUCCUGCGAUGUGGUUGGCAUGAAGAUCUGGUUGGAGCAGCUGAACACUGGAACUGUUGUCAAUGACGUCAAAUGUGUGACUCCCAAGCGGCUUGCAGGACAGGAUAUGCGGGUCAUCCCUUCUGAGCAGUUAUGUCCAAAUUACUCUGACAUCAUUGUGUCCACUGUGGUUCCUUCCGAAGAGCCUUCAGCAGACAGGAUCACCACCACGGAGACACCACAGAGGUUUAACACCCCUUCCAGUAAUGUUCCUUUGUCUGUCCUCAUUCUCAGCCUUCUUCUUGUUUUCAUUAUGUCGGUCUUUGUGGCAGCCGGCCUAUUUGUGGUGGUGAUGAAGAGGCGUAAAAAGUCUCAGAGUGAACGUACCAGCACAAACAAUUCAGACGUGAGCUCCUUCAACCUGCAGUACAAUAUCUAUAGCAAUCGCUCAGUCCCCAAGGUCAAGGCCCCAGCGGGUCACGUCUAUGAGUACAUCCCACAUCCAUUAGGUCACAUGUGCAAAAACCCAAUCUACAGGUCCCGGGAAGGAAACGCUGUGGAGGAUUACCCUGAUCUGCACGAACUCAAGGUCACCUACAGGAAUAAUGCUGAGCAGGACCAGGAGGUCACCUUGAGGAGUCCCAAUUAAUUAGU
Messenger RNA from Cyprinus carpio (common carp), 3074 nucleotides. Its product is annotated as SLIT and NTRK-like protein 5. Gene Ontology annotation, cellular component: membrane. The record is from RefSeq and is a predicted model, not a curated record. Gene Ontology annotation, biological process: axonogenesis; regulation of presynapse assembly; positive regulation of synapse assembly. Lineage: Eukaryota; Metazoa; Chordata; Actinopteri; Cypriniformes; Cyprinidae. Gene Ontology annotation, molecular function: protein binding.